Nerophis lumbriciformis (worm pipefish) is the source of this 2577-nucleotide messenger RNA. NCBI's taxonomy places the organism in Eukaryota, Metazoa, Chordata, Actinopteri, Syngnathiformes, Syngnathidae. The record is from RefSeq and is a predicted model, not a curated record.
AUGGCGACCAACGGCGAUGACCUGACGACGGGGAUGGGGGAAAUUAUACAGCUGAACGUGGGGGGGACGCGGUUCAGCACCUCCAGACAGACUCUGAUGUGGAUCCCAGACUCUUUCUUCUCAAGUCUGCUGAGUGGAAGAAUAUCCACUCUUCGGGAUGAAACUGGAGCUAUAUUUAUUGACAGAGACCCCACCGCUUUUGCACCAAUUUUAAAUUUCCUCCGAACCAAAGAACUGGACCUGCGUGGUGUCAACAUCAGCGUUCUGCGGCAUGAAGCGGAAUUCUAUGGCAUAACUCCUUUAGUGCGGCGCCUUCUUCUCUGUGAAGAACUGGACCGAUCUUCAUGUGGUAGCGUUCUCUUCCAUGGCUACCUUCCACCUCCAGCCAUCCCUGAAUAUAAGUCUCGCUCCACCUCCUCCUGUGACGAGCGUCCAGGUCCGAGUGGAGCCGAGGGGUUCAGCUAUGUUGGUGCCCCUCCUCACCCUCCCUUCCCCUGCUCACCGGGAUUAGAUGAAGCUCAUAAACUUGGACCAGACCCUCGCAAGGUGUUGAUCAUAACAGGGCACCACAACUGGAUUGUAGCAGCAUAUGCACACUUUGUCAUCUGUUACAGGAUAAAGGAAUCCACAGGCUGGCAACAGGUGUUUUCAUCUCCCUGCCUGGACUGGACCAUUGAACGCAUCGCACUAAACGCCAAAGUGGUAGGAGGCCCGCACGGAGACAAAGACAAGAUGGUGGCAGCCGCCUCUGAAAGCAGCAUCAUACUCUGGAGCAUCCAAGAUGGAGGCAGCGGCAAUGAAAUCGGUGUGUUCAGCCUCGGUGUGCCUGUGGAUGAUCUCUUCUUCAUUGGAAAUCAGCUUGUAGCGACAAGCCAUACAGGGAAGGUCGGAGUGUGGAAUGCUGUAACACAGCACUGGCAGGUUCAAGAUGUUGUUCCAAUUACGAGUUGCGACACAGCCGGAUCCUUCCUGUUAUUGGGCUGCAACAAUGGCUCCAUCUACUAUAUUGACAUGCAAAAGUUUCCUCUGCGGAUGAAAGACAACGAUCUCCUGGUGACAGAGCUUUAUCACGACCCCUCAAACGAUGCCAUCACCGCAUUGUCUGUCUACCUCACGCCUAAAACCAGUGUGAGCGGGAACUGGAUCGAGAUCGCCUACGGGACCAGCAGCGGCGCAGUGAGAGUCAUCGUGCAGCAUCCAGAGACGGUGGGCUCGGGCCCCCAGCUCUUCCAGACUUUCACCGUCCACAGGAGCCCUGUGACCAAGAUCAUGUUGUCUGAGAAACACCUGGUCUCAGUGUGCGCCGACAACAACCAUGUUCGCACGUGGACGGUGACCCGCUUCCGUGGGAUGAUUUCCACACAGCCUGGCUCCACUCCUUUGGCCUCCUUUAAAAUACUCUCCUUAGAGGAAACGGAGAGUCACGGCAGCUACUGUUCGGGAAACGACAUCGGUCCGUUUGGAGAGCGAGAUGAUCAGCAAGUAUUCAUCCAAAAGGUCGUCCCCAUCACCAACAAGCUCUUUGUGAGGCUUUCAUCAACUGGAAAAAGAAUCUGUGAAGUGCAGUCUGUGGAUGGGACCACCAUCUCUUGCUUCAUGGUCCGGGAAUGCGAAGGUUCCAGUCGGAUGGGCUCACGACCGCGCCGCUAUCUGUUCACCGGUCACGGCAAUGGCAGCAUCCAAUUGUGGGAUCUGACCACUGCCAUGGACACCGCCAACAAAGGAGAGGAGAAGAAGAAAGAGGAUGUCGGCGGUCCAACAGAAGAGGAACUUCUUCAGCUAUUGGACCAGUGCGACCUUAGCACAUCCCGCUGCGCCACGCCAAAUAUUAGCCCCGCCCCAUCGGUGUUGCACAACACGCGCAUCCGUGAAUCCUGCUCAAGUGUGCAGUUGCAGGUUCAGGAAGCCAUCCCUGAGAAUCAGGUGACCUACGGGGCUGUGCGGCCAUACAGAGAGAGCCCUCUGCUGGCCCGUGCCAGAAGAACAGAGUCCUUCCGCAGUAACAGAGACUUCCAGAACUUCAGCUUGAGUCGUGGAAUCUUGGAGGGUGCGGAUCAGAGCUCCAGUCAACCCUCGGAAAACCGCCGUUCGCUCUGUGACUUCGGGUCAGAGGAGAGUGAGAGAAGUGAGAGGAGGAUGUCUGCGAUGGAGCUGUGGACAUGUCGAAGCAACAAUGCAAACAAUCCAGGUGUUUUAAGUGCACCGGGCAGAGUUAAGGCUGACGGCGGGAGUCAGGAAUCCUCGCGACAGCCCCCCGACUCACCCUUAUUCGGGGGAGGCGACGUCAGAGGCAAGGUGCACCCGCAGCCUGAGGAAGGGGACGCAGUGGGAGUCGGUGGAGACGGGGCGAAGGCAGAGGCGGAGGGAGGUACGAAGAAGAGGGGCGUGCUGGACGUGGGCUUUCUGGGGAGAAAGAGGGCUCCCCCGGUCCCUCUCCUCUCAACGGGGUCAGAAGGUGGCGGCGGCAGCGACUCCUCUGCCAAUGCUUCGCCUUCCCCCACCAAACUGACUUCCUGCACCUCACCACGACACAGGAAGUCCACUGCUGAGUCGUCCAAUCAGGACAGCAGCCUGUAA